Messenger RNA from Dendronephthya gigantea, 1235 nucleotides. Its product is annotated as monocyte to macrophage differentiation factor 2-like. The transcript has 7 exons. Bases 99 to 788 code for a protein of 229 amino acids. The record is from RefSeq and is a predicted model, not a curated record. NCBI's taxonomy places the organism in Eukaryota, Metazoa, Cnidaria, Anthozoa, Malacalcyonacea, Nephtheidae. Gene Ontology annotation, cellular component: membrane.
UUGGACUUCAAUUUUUGGCCAAAAAAACAAUCGGAAAUAAUUUGAGUUUGCACUAAAAUAAAUACUUCAGAAAAUAUGUAGUUUUUUAGCCAAGAAGUAUGGGUUUCGCUGACACGCGUUUUGGAAGGUACAUGAACCCUCCAGCCAAAAAAGGCAAAUCUUACAGUCCAACCCAACAUGAGCAGAUUGCCAACUGUUUCACACAUGCUUUGUUCAUAAUACCAGCCAUGGCUGCCACAUCUCUUUUAUUGCAUUUAUCGACAACAUCUUUACAUACGUUUGUUGCCUGGCUCUAUGGCGUUGGCAUGGUCAGCUUGUUCGCUAUAUCAUCCUUGUUCCAUGCUGUCUGUCUGUCAAAUAGAUUCUCCAACUUACGCUGGUUUCUUCACCUUGGUGAUCGCUUCAUCAUAUAUGCUUUCAUAGCAGCAUCGUACAUGCCAUGGUUAUUGCUUCAGGAUGUGGGAUAUGUUGGUGAGACAGUCACCUGGUUGUUGUGGUCCGCAGCUGCCCUGGGCACUGUGUAUACCUUCCUCUUUUAUGAAAAGUAUAAAAUGGUUGAAACUAUAUUGUACCUCAUUGUUGGCAUCUGUCCCUCAUUUUCCCUUUAUUUUGCUCGUGAGUCGAAAGGUAUGAUGGAAUUGGCAAUUGGUGGUGCUAUCCUUGUUUCGGGCAUACCCUUAUUUAAAAGUGACGGGCGCAUACCUUUUGCGCAUGCGAUAUGGCAUCUGUUUGUUGUCUGCGGGACUGCCUGUCAAUUCUACGCGGUCAUUAUAUACUUGUAUACAUAGCCUUGGCAAUUAACUGAGGAUCGCGACCAUCCAGUUACAAUACGGCGACAACAGUCCUGCGUCAAUCAUAUGUGGGCUGAUUGAUGCCUGGGUUCUACUUAGUUGUGAUUGUCGCGAACAAUUCAUUUUCACCGAUGAGAAAUAGUUUUAAUGUAAAGUUUGUCUUUAUUUCUGAAUUCAAAUCAGUCAUUGUGGACUGAAAACAAAAGGAGACACUCUAUCACAUCAGCCACCUUGACAUGUUCACGACAAUUCACAAUUAAAUGCAAACCAGGCCUAUCUAAAAAGGAAGUUAAAAUGACCAGCCUUUGGGAGGAUUUUAAGCUAUAUAAAGUGUCCCAUCAUGAAUGAUUGAUAAUUAAAAUGUAAUAUUUGGGGAUCAAUGCUUUUCUCGGGGUUUCCUCUUAUCUCAGUCUGAAAGACUUGUUUUCUUGUCUAUUAAAUCAU